GCCCCUGCCGCCCUGCCCCUCCCUCUCGCCCUCCCGCGCUGGGACCCCCGAGUGCCGCCGCUGCAGCUGGUGCUGUUCCCGCCGCCACUGGAUUAAAAAUAGCAUCUUCCCUCCCCCUUUCCUCCUGCAGGCACGGCUCGCCCCCGCCGCGCCCUGCCCUGGGCCCGGCUACUAUCCGCCCCUAUUGCCCUCGCACUGGCUGCUCGUCGUCUGCCGACCGGUGGGAGUGAAGGAACAUGCAGCGGGCCGCGCUCUUCAGCGGCGGUGAUGCGCAGAUGGCCGCCGGGGACCUGGGCGAGCUGCUUGUCCCCUACAUGCCCACGAUCCGGGUGCCCAAGUCAGGGGACCGGGUCUACAAGACGGAGUGUGCCUUCUCCUACGACUCGCCUGAUUCAGAAGGAGGUCUCUAUGUGUGCAUGAACACAUUUCUGGGAUUUGGAAGGGAACACAUUGAGAGGCAUUACCGGAAAACAGGACAGUGUGUAUAUUUGCAUCUGAAGCGACGUGUGAUAGAGAAGGUACCAGGGGCAUCUGGUGGAGCUUUACCAAAGAGGAGGAAUGCUAAGCUAUUUUUAGAUCUAGAGAUAAACAGUGAUCUGAACAGUGAUGACUUUGAAUAUGAAGAUGAAGCAAAACUCGUUUUAUUUCCUGAUCACUAUGAAAUCCCAUUGCCUAAUAUAGAAGAGCUACCAGCACUGGUGACGAUAGCUUGUGAUGCACUCCUCAGUGCAAAAUCACCCUACAGGAAGCAGGACCCUGACUCCUGGGAAGAAGAACUACAGGCAUCUAAACAUGCCAAAACACUUGUACAGUUAGACAAUGGUGUUAGAAUUCCCCCCAGUGGUUGGAAAUGCUCAAAAUGUGACCUGCGGGAGAAUCUGUGGCUGAACUUGACAGAUGGUUCUGUGCUUUGUGGAAAGUGGUUCUUUGAUGGCAGUGGGGGGAACGGGCAUGCAAUGGAGCACUACAAGGAGACAGGUUAUCCCCUAGCAGUGAAGUUGGGAACCAUCACUCCUGAUGGAGCAGAUGUCUAUUCCUUUGAUGAAGAGGAGCCAGUUUUAGACCCACAUAUAGCAAAACAUUUGGCACACUUUGGAAUUGAUAUGCUGCAGAUGCAAGUGACAGAGAAUGGGUUAAGAGAUAAUGAUAUAAAACCAAGAGUCUCUGAAUGGGAAGUGAUUCAGGAAGCUGGUGUGAAACUCAAGCCCAUGUAUGGCCCAGGAUACACUGGCAUGAAGAACCUGGGAAAUAGCUGCUACCUCAAUGCUGUCAUGCAAGCUAUUUUCAGCAUCCCAGAGUUCCAGCGAGCGUAUGUAGGAAACCUUCCACGAAUAUUUGACUACUCCCCUCUUGAUCCAACGCAAGAUUUUAGCACUCAGAUGGCUAAACUGGGACAUGGCCUCCUUUCAGGCCAGUACUCUAAGCCUCCCAUGAAAUCUGAGCUUAUUGAGCAGGUGAUGAAAGAAGAACACAAGGCUCAGCACAAUGGAAUAGCUCCUCAGAUGUUUAAGGCUUUUAUAAGUAAAGGCCACCCAGAAUUUUCCUCUAAUAGACAACAAGAUGCACUGGAAUUUUUCCUACAUCUUAUAAAUCUAGUAGAGAGGAACCCUGUAGGAUCAGAAAACCCUAGUGAUGUUUUCAGGUUUCUGGUGGAAGAACGCACACAAUGCUGCCAGUCUAGAAAGGUCCGCUACACGGAGAGGGUGGACUAUAUCAUGCAGUUACCUGUUGCCAUGGAGGCAGCAACAAACAAAGAUGAAUUAAUUGCCUAUGAAUUGAAGAGGCAAGAAGCAGAAGCUACAAGGAGACCUCUACCAGAGCUUGUCCGUGCCAAGAUCCCAUUCAGUGCGUGUCUGCAGGCCUUUUCUGAGCCAAGCAAUGUAGAGGACUUCUGGAGCAGUGCCCUUCAAGCAAAAUCUGCAGGAGUGAAGACUUCUCGGUUUGCUUCAUUUCCUGAAUACUUAGUGGUGCAGAUAAAGAAAUUCACCUUUGGCCUUGACUGGAUACCCAAAAAGCUUGAUGUUUCUAUAGACAUGCCAGAUUUCCUAGAUAUCAACCACCUUCGGGCCAGGGGUCUCCAGCCCGGAGAAGAGGAACUUCCAGACAUUGCUCCUCCCAUUAUCAUUCCUGAUGACCCAAAAGGUCACAUGAUGAACAAUGUCAUGGAGUCUCUAGAUAUUGAUGAGUGUUCAGUUAUGCAACUGGCAGAGAUGGGUUUUCCUUUGGAAGCAUGUCGUAAAGCUGUGUACUAUACAGGCAACCUGGGUGCUGAAGUUGCUUUCAACUGGAUCAUUGCACACAUGGAAGAACCAGACUUUGCUGAGCCAUUGGUCAUACCUGCAUAUGGAGAAGUUGCUUCCAAUGGAGCAGCUGCAUUUGGAACUGUUGGGCUAGAUAACCAACCUCCUGAAGAGAUGGUUGCAAUUAUAAUUUCCAUGGGCUUCCAAAGGAAUCUGGCAAUUCAAGCACUGAAGGCAACAAACAAUAAUUUGGAGCGUGGACUGGAAUGGAUCUUCAGCCACCCUGAACUCGAGGAAGAAAGUGAGCCUGCUUUGGACAUGAUGGAUAUGGACAACAAUGCUAAUGCCAUUAUUGCAGAGGCGGGGUCGGAGGGACCCACGGUCAAAGAUGGGUCUGGAAGAUACGAGCUGUUUGGGUUCAUCAGCCACAUGGGAACAUCCACAAUGAGUGGCCACUAUGUUUGUCAUCUCAAAAAAGAAGGAAGAUGGGUGAUCUACAAUGACCUUAGAGUCUGUGCCUCAGAACGACCUCCCAAAGACCUGGGAUACAUUUAUUUUUACCACAGGAUACCAAGUUAGGCCUGAAAUCUCUUACUUGGCCUUAAAAAGCCGUAAGCCUUUUUAACCAGCCCCAAGCCCCAUACAAUAAAAAAGAAAAUCUAAACCCCACAGAGCACCCCUAGCCCUUGAACUGCCAAAAAGCAAAGGACAUCAUGGGAUAUUUAGUUUAUUUAAAAAGUCAUUUGAUGCUGCCUUAAGUGUUAGAUGGCAAAUUUCUAUUAGGUGAUGUACAUUGUUUUAAUUUUGUACAUGUUAAAGGAUACCUUAAGACCAUGCAGAUUAGUGGUGGAGUUUGCAGCUAGUAUACGGAGAAAACAGAAGUUUCAGGGUUGAACAAAAAUAGCCCAUCAACUGGGGUUCAGCCCAGCUCCUGCCUGUUCUGACCAUGCAUCUGUUGAAGACCACAAAGAAAUACUUGCACCUUUGGUAAGUGGGAACCAGUGUUUUCAACCAGAGUCAAGACCACUUAGAUAAAUCAUGUCGCGUAUAGAAAUGGAGUGGGUAUGUGAGUGUAAUUCAGAAUAGAAUGUUUUAUUUGAGAUUAUUUUUGAUGUAGUGAGAAAAUUCCAACAGAUACAACUAGAGUCAUAUCUGUUGUAACCCAGCUUUAUAUUAUUUUGGUUUGCCUUUUUGAUGCAUAAACCUAAGAAAUAAAUGGAGAUGGAAGCAAUCUCCUGCCAGCGCCCUGCACAUUUUCUUAGAAAGAGAAAUGAUAGAUUUUACUUUUGCAGAUGCAGGUUUCUUCAUCUUCUCUUGAAUGUUUCUUUUGCAAGUUCUUCCAACAGAUUCAGGAUUACAGAUGGCUAAAGGAAGCAGACUUUCUGACUAUAAAAUUAAAUUCAUACCCUUAGGAAAGCUAAGGGUGUUAUUUAAAUUUUAUCUUCUUAUGAAGGAGGUAAAGGAGGUGUUAAUGUCCCAUUAUAUUUAUUUCAGGGAAAUUUUCAUCUUGACCACUCACAUUCCAUCUGAAAUCAACUUGACAAAGCACUCACAGUGCAAUUCUGCUUUCUGCCAAAGAUUGCUUAAAUACUUAGUUCCAUCCAUGAGUGGGGGAAAUGGCUUAGUAAGAUUGCUCAUUUAUUGAUUUGCCUCUCUCUCCUUCCUCCCUUAGAAAAUCCCAAACCAUCAAAACCAAAACCAAACAACAAAAAAAUCUCACCUUGAAGUGUUUCAGCUUUAAGACUUGCAAACACACCAAUAAUCUGAUCUCUUUAACAGACACAUUCUGAAGGGGUUUUUAUAUUUUUGGCAGGUAUAAAGGUAAGGGCUGGCUUUUCCUGCCUUUCUUGUGAGAGGGGGAGUAGUGGUGUUAUUUCAGUUUGUGUCACAGGUGCAGGCAAGAAUAUGUAUGUGGGGUUUUAAACUGUUUGAGAAUACUAGUUCUAGAAAAAGUAAAUGGUGAGUGUGAAACCUUUAAUGAUUCCAAAAAACCCUCAAAUGUUCACGGUGUUGGCCACUGCUUAGAGGCUGUUGCUGAAGUUGCUUCAUAUAAUCUUACUGAGCCCUGAAAAUAAAUUGAAACAGUCAAAAAUGAAAUAAAAAAUAAAAUUCUCCUUACAGAGUUCAAGAGAAGCAGGGAGGUAUAAUUACAUUUUCUUUUCAGUUAGUGCCUGCAAGUUUAAUAGCAAAAUUCAGGCAGCUACAUGCUACAGAAGAGAAUCCAAAUUAAAAGUGAUGUUAUGAGUAGGGCAUUUUAUUUUUUCCAGUAUAGUUUUUCCUGUAGUCAUAUAGCCUAAUGCAGAGCCAAACCCCACUGCUGGGUGGGUGUUUUUUGUUUUUUGUUUUUUUUUUAAUCAGUUUGUGAUCUUACAAGAUUAUGAGAGAAAUUCUAGUGCAGUAAUUCUGUAGAGUCUAAAUGGUGCCAAACUGCUGGGAAAGCUUCCUGCACUUUGUGCUCUUAUUGACACAGAAGAGUGACAUCCCAGCACAUUAAUAAGUGGCUUCUCAGAUUCAGCUGCCUUGUCAUUAUUGAGCCACCAGUUCUGGACAAAAAAAAAAACGCUGUCAGUAAUUUUUUUGCUUCUUCCGGGUUUUAAAUAUUUGUGUAUUUCACCAGAAAGGGACAGAUUUGAAAAUGAGAUCACGAAUUUAUUCAGUGAUGCACCAUCUAUUUAAAGUGAAAGAAUAAAACUUCCAUGUA
Molecule: messenger RNA, 4941 nt
Organism: Pezoporus flaviventris
Lineage: Eukaryota; Metazoa; Chordata; Aves; Psittaciformes; Psittacidae
Gene: USP13
Product: ubiquitin specific peptidase 13
Exons: 21
Coding region: 237-2819 (860 amino acids)
Biological process (GO): protein deubiquitination
Molecular function (GO): zinc ion binding; cysteine-type deubiquitinase activity; protein binding
Source: RefSeq, a predicted model, not a curated record